CACAGUUCAGUUAUCAACGGUUUGCUGAGCCGGUCGGUCGUUGGGUUGGUCGCUUUUGUUCCCGUUGACGGUUCAGGAUUUCGAGUAGCAGGAACUGUAAAGCGGAAAUGUGGAUGUGGCUGUGAAAAACUCCAUCAACUAGUGGAUUAGGUAAUUCCGGGCGGUGGGAGGCAUCUUCUCGGGUUAUUGCAAGUUGUUUUGAUUUCGUGCCGUUGAGAGUAGUCAGAAGGAAGUACGCGUGUGACAGGACAGUUUUUCCUGCAUUUUUUAGAAUAGUUUUUUUUUUCAUUCCCGAUCGUAAAAGUGACCCAGUCGAGUAGAAGUGACCGUCGUAUUUCAAAGCUAACGAGGAUAAAGGAUGCAAUAAAAGAAGACAGCUGCAGACGGCUCUCGAAUGAAAUGAAUUAAGAGGAUAGAAUACGGUGAUAUGUGCUUCCUGGCAGGAAGUUCGGAAUAUAGAAAAAAAUGUACGGAAGCAUGUGCGAUAAGAUAAAUCCUUUCACGGGAUGAUUGAUAUCAGUGAAAUUGAUUUGUGUCGUAAGCCGUCUCUUUAGAUUCCGACUGGACCGGUGUAGAUGGUGUCGGUGCAUACCGGGAUAUGUGGGAUAUAAUGCCAAUCGUGGCUCAUCAUUUAUGUUAGAUCGGAUGAACGAAUCAAGAGUGUGUUAUUAAAAUUGUUAGUGUUGCCACGAUGGAGAACGAACCAAUUUUUUGCACCUGCCAGUCGAGUGACGUUGAUGGUAUGAUCCAUGUGGUUGAAGGCACGUGUAGCUGAUCGGUCCCAUUGUCCGAGUAGAGUGCGGGUUUUUUUUGUAGAGGAUUAAACAUGAAAGGGUUUUGCUGGGCUAUGAAAAUGAAAAAUAAAAAUUGUGUUAAUUUGGGAAACAAUGUUUGAUUGAAAGUUGAAAAGUGCACCAAUCAAACCAACCUCGGUAAACCACUCGAUUCGAAGAGAAAUUUAGCGGAGAACGGGACGUGAAUGGUUGAAAUAAACUUACUGUGUUUCACGUUAAUUCUAGAUAUUGAGUUUCAUUGGAUACGGGAAAAGCAGCGGAAAAAUCUGCGUUCACCAAGCGGCACAAAGCUGAGGAAAUUGCUCAAGUACAAACGGUUUACCUUUAUGGAAUGAAAGGAAGCGCGAACACAAACACAGCUGGUACCAGGCACAGCACAACGAAUGCAACCGGAAGCACAAAUGCUCUAGAAUAUUUUAAUUGCAGUUUUCAGACCAAACUCGACCAAAAGUGCGGCUCAGUAGUAAGUGGGAAUGGAAAUGAAAGUAAAGGCGAUUGCGUUGUGUCGCUCUUUUCCUUGUUUAGCCGGUUUGUGGUGAUGAUUUAAAUCGUUUUUUUUUGUGUGCUAAAGUUUUCACCUAGGAGUGUUCGUGCGGAAGUGAAAAGUACAGUUUUGUGCAAGAAGAAAGAAAAAAAAGACUUAACAAGAAAGAGAAACAUUGGAUAUGCUUCUUAUCGUCUUUUCUCGAGUAGCGACAAAGUGUCAGCCAGCAAUGGUCACCUGAACGGAGCUAGAGCUCAAGCUCUCAAGUGUGCCAUUUUGAGCCAGUCAUCGGGAAUAAGCACGGGCGACAAUCUGAUAAAACCACCGAUAAUGAGCUACAUUACCGUUUUCAUCAUCGCCAUCAUCCCCGACGCCAACGCCAACGUCGCUAGCAUCUCCAGCACCGUCAACGCUAUCGCUCUGGUUGAUGUAGUCGACACCCCGGGCGCCGCUUCCUGCCAUCCAGAUCAGAAGAAACUGUCACCCAAUUAAGAAGCACCAGGCAACACGAUAGCUCCUUUCCGUCGAACCCGAACUCGUACCAAAUCAAAUCAACCCUAACCGUGCAGCGUAUUCUCGUCUUACCCGCUUUCUAUUGUACCGCGCGACGAUGGCUGUCUACACCUUCGACGGUAUCGGUGCCGUGUCACAGUGGCCCCUGAAUGCAACAGCAGCAGCUCUCACCGUCGCACUACUUUCCACGCUGCCUCAUGGGGUGGCAUCAGCCACGGCCAGCCCGACCUCGCCAUCGUCCCCAGAGGAGCUUUGCUGGCUGGCACUGAUGAAUUGUAGUGAUUUUGCCGAUGGAAACUUCACCCUCGUCGGACAACGAAACCUCUCCUCUGACCUGUACCCAUCGUUGGACCCGUGCGAUCUGGAUAAUGUUGACUUCCAGUGCACGGUCCAGCAGUACCUGGAGUAUGCCCGGGGACCGCAGCAGAUGCCACUGACAACCGCACUUCUGGUAACAGUGCUAUUUGUGGGCAUCCUUGUCACCGGAGUUGUGGGCAAUGUGAUUGUCUGCUUGGUAAUCAUCCGUCAUCCGUCGAUGCGCACCGCCACCAACUACUACCUGUUCAGUCUGGCCGUCUCGGAUCUCAUCCUGCUGGUGCUGGGCCUCCCGUACGAGAUAAGCCUCUACUGGCAUCAGUACCCGUACAACAUGGGUUUGCUGUUCUGCAAGAUCCGGGCGCUUUUGUCGGAAGCCUCCACCUACGUAUCGGUGCUGACGAUAGUGGCUUUCUCGAUGGAACGCUUUUUGGCCAUCUGUCACCCGCUGCAUUUGUACACGAUGUCCGGAUUGCAGCGACCGGUACGCAUCAUUGCCGGUCUGUGGAUCGUGAGCCUCUUCAGUGCAGUGCCUUUCGCCGUAUUCACCGACAUCGAUUACAUCGUGUACCCACCGACAAAAGAAAAAAUACUGGAUUCGGCGUUCUGUGCGAUGCUAAGCAACCCGGAAGGGAUUCCACUGUGGGAGCUGUCGACAUGCCUGUUCUUCGUCAUACCGAUGGUUGUGAUGGUCGUUCUCUACGGCCGGAUGGGCAUGCAGAUUAGAUCAAGGACACAGCGGACGGUGGAGCUAGGCGUGCGGAACGGUUCCGUAAAUGGACAGUCCAGAGUCUCACAAUCCCGAAAGGCUAUCAUUCGCAUGCUGGCUGCCGUUGUGAUAACGUUUUUCAUCUGCUGGGCGCCAUUCCACGCGCAACGACUACUGUUCCUGUACGGUCGAGAGUGGCAGCAUUUCUCCGCGGUCAAUGUGUGGCUGUUCUGGGUGGCCGGAUGGCUGUACUACGUGUCCUGCACCAUCAAUCCCAUCCUGUACAACGUAAUGUCCCACCGCUACCGGGUAGCAUUCCGAGAAACACUAUGCGGCCGUCGUCGAGGCUUCGGACCCAGCUUCACCAGAGAUCAGUCCAGUUUCCGCGAAACAACGUUGGAUGCCGGAGUGGGCUGCGAAAACUCGAAACUGCUGCGCGCCCGUUCGAUGAUGCAGUCCAAACGGUCCCGCUACAAGGGCAGCACUACUCUGCAUUCGAACAACAGCAUCCGCUACGAUGGCAACUGCGUACGGCGAAACUCCCUGCAGAUUGGACACCUGCCGGGCAACCGCGGCUCGCUAUCGCCACCCAACAUGACCACCGAUGUGGUGGUAAAAUUGGAAAAUAACCUCACGGGCAGGGCACGCUGCUACACGACGCCGGCCUCAACAGCGCUGGUUGCGACGCCAACGAAUACGAAGGCCAUCGAAAAUAAUCUCAAGGUCCCACUGAUAAACAUCAACGGCGGCAGCGAUUGCAUGGCAAAUGCCAAUAAUGUAAAUAAUGUAGAUAAUAGUAACCACAACAACAACAACGGAAAUAUCAACCAACGCAUUAAAAAGGAAAACAAUAUAUCCACUGUCCCAAUGUCCUCUUCGUUGGAUUCGUUUGCCACCGCAGAACCCACCAGCACCACGGAAGGCAACCAGCCAGAACAGGACGAACGACCAUCAGAAGAAACUACACAUCAUGAUUCCCACCAGGACCAUCAUAAUUGUAGGUCGCGGCAACUAAACCAUCAAUUAAUUAGCGGAUAUGAAAGUGACAAAACCGGCAGCCAGGAAGGAGAAACUUGCAUUUAACAGCUGCCUGCCGGUUCAGCUAGGCAACGGACACCGAUGCUAAUCUCUUUGCUUUGCCAAGUUUGCUAAAGUUGUGACAAUGACCGCCCCGUGAAUGCCAUCGCUAGAAGGGAGAGCUUGUUUGGGCGACAAGCUAGCUCUUGUCUGGAUGGCAGACGAGAAGACGUUUUUAUAUCGUUGAAGACCAAGCAAAAAUCCAGAGCUUGCAAGAUAUCUGUUGGUGAAAUAACUAAAAGAAUCUCCUUUAGAAUGAGUUAUAUAUUGUUGUUACACUAUCGCUUUACUUUGCUGAGUCAAACAUUGAAUGCCAAAAGACUACAGGAACUAAGAAAAAGGCAAGCCAAAACUUCGAACGUAUGUACCUUUUAUGUGAAUAUAGAGUACAGAAUCCACGAAUCAUAGUUAUAUAGUGUUAUGCAUAGGAAACAUCUGAGAUGUUUUUUAUUAUUUGCGGGUUAGCUCUUUUUCCUAACGGGGCGCACCCAAGUUGCCGCCUCAUUCAUCCACGAAGCGCCACCCGGGGACAGUUAUGAAGGCUAACCGUACCACGUGAUAUAUUUGAAUAAGAAUAGUUUAUAUUUUGCGAUGAAUAAAUCAUAAACCAAUUUUACAAUGCAAAUGUAUUGUGCGACUGAAUGUAAGAAGAAGAAAAAUUAAGAUUGGCAGU
This is a messenger RNA of Topomyia yanbarensis, 4565 nucleotides long. RefSeq names its product neuropeptides capa receptor-like. The transcript has 11 exons. NCBI's taxonomy places the organism in Eukaryota, Metazoa, Arthropoda, Insecta, Diptera, Culicidae. Gene Ontology annotation, biological process: neuropeptide signaling pathway. The record is from RefSeq and is a predicted model, not a curated record. Gene Ontology annotation, molecular function: neuromedin U receptor activity. Gene Ontology annotation, cellular component: plasma membrane. Bases 1889 to 3898 code for a protein of 669 amino acids.